ACCCUACAACUAGUUCUCGAUGCUCUUCAUUUUGUUGGUAUCAAAAUUAUUAAAAUCCAUACAAGCCCGUGGUAUUGUCAAAAUCGUAAACUAAAAAUUGUCGUAAUUUGUUUGUGAACGGAUAGAUGCUUCGUUUUGUCGAAUCCGCGAGUCCAGGAAGUCUUAAAGUAAAGGUAUGCCUAUCAGAAGAGCAGCCGAUCCGAUCACCGUCCAACAUGUGUGGGAUGCAAUUCGAUCGGCGGUUCUGCAGCGCCAAAUGGCCGAUUCGAAACGAAUAAUAAAAUAUUUGCAACGCGUGGACAACUGUACCUACGCCCAAGCCGAAUUAUACGUGCAACAGACGCAUCAAGACGGACUGAUUGUCUCCGACAGGGCCUUACAGAAAGUAACCAAAACGUCAAAAGGGGACUUGGUGGACAGCUUUCGGAUACCUACACACGAAGUGCCGCCCUUGGACGGGAAAGACUGGUAUUGCUUCGAAUGCCACCUCGCCGGUGAUGUGACCGCCUGCCAACAGUGUUUCCGCGUUUUCCAUGCGGACUGUGUCCCAAACGGCCGUCUCAAGUUCCAGGAAUAUAAGAAAACUAAUAUUCUUUAUGACCAGUUGAGUAAAUCAGGGGUGAAGGAUGAGUCGACGAGUAAUUCAGUGAAUUCGAUUAAUAUUUCGUCGGAUUCCGACGACUUGAAUGCGAGUGAGUUGAGUACUUACAAAUUUAAUAACAACGGACAAAUGAAAAGUGAUGCGCUUGAGUAUGACGAAACGUUGUGCAGCAUGUGCAACGUUUCCAAGCUGGACGAUGGCUGUAAUUUAGAAAAGUCUGAACUGAAUUAUCUCCUUAAAUUUGUAAUACACAGGAUUCAGUCUUGGUUGCCGCACACUUUAACACACACCAUGGCCCAGCAAGAGCGGCCCGAGUGGCUAACAGACAAGGAGCUGAGUUGGCGGGCAAACCAGCUAUUUUUCGAACACAGAGACAUGUCCGUCAUUGAGGUGAACCUAAAUAACGAGUCGUACACGAAACUGUACCAAUUUCUCGCCGAUGUUUUAACAAUCCAACACAACGUUGCGAUUUUUCACGGAAUUGAGUCGCAGGAAUACGGGGCUGCGGAACUUAUGAUUAGAGACUGCAUGCACGACCUGACCGAGUUGAAACUUUGCGUUGAUUGUUACCGCCAUAGUAAUGAGAAAAUUAACGCUAAGUGGUUCUGUUUGCCGUGCAGAGUGCCUCAUAAGUUAGUUUGGGCCAAACAAAAGGGCUACCCCUAUUGGCCUGCUAAAGUGAUUCAAGAGACGAGCACGCAUUUUGAUGUUAGGUUUUUUGGGGGUAAAUACGAAAGGUCGCUUCUGAUCAAAUCGUUAAUUAAACCGAUUGAAACGCCGCAAUCGAAGUUGCAAAUAAAGACGUCUUCGGCGUUUAACAAGGCGGUGGAGGAGUUAAGGUUCCAUCAGCGCUUGAUGCAGAACCCUGACGAGCUCCAGAAGUUGAUCAGUUCGUCGAAAAACAGGGUCAGGAGUUUAAAUAAGCAGCGAAUUUCGACGUUGAAGAAGUCGCUUAAUAGUUCACUGGAAGUGAAAAAGAGAAAUUCAUUUGAAAUGAAUGAUGUUUACAAGUUUGAGGAUAAUCCAUUCGGUCAGCAAAAUUUAAGCCUAACGCAUAAACGUAAAAGCAGUUUUUGUGAAGGAAGUCCCGUGUCGAAAAAAAAUUCAACUAGUUCCGUGGAGAAAAACGAGGAAGUUCACAAUACUUCCGAUAGCGUUAUACACAUAUCAGACGGCGAAGACGAUGAGUAUCCCUAUUACGAUUAUUCAUCGGUUUCUAAUACAAACUAUAAUGGUUCAUAUGAGCAAGUUUCAAGUUCCACUGAAAAUUACAGAUUCCAGGACAGAAGCCAGGAAAAUGGGAUGCAGCAACUUGAUCACCCUUAUAGUGAUUCAGUUGAAAAGAUGAGAAGAAGACUUGAAUGUGUGAGUGAUAAAAAAGAGCUUAUAAAGUGUGCAAUGGACUGUAUGCAAAGUGAGAUUGAUCAAAUUACAAAUAAUCACAAUGAUCAUUUGAAAAGGUUGUUUGAGUCCCACAAUGCGCAGAUAUCGGAGAUUAAGAAAAAGCAAUGGUGCUAUAAUUGCGAACAGGAAGCCAUUUAUCAUUGUUGCUGGAACACGGCGUAUUGUUCCCAAAGUUGUCAACAACAGCACUGGCAAGCAGAACAUAAAAAAGUUUGCAGGCGUAAGCGCUAGUUUCAUACAAAAAUUAAAAAAUGUUAUUUUGUGUAUUAUCUAUUUUUAUAGUUUGUUUAUCCUCUAAUAUCAUUAUGUAGAGUAAUGGGAACAUUGGCGUAAUUUUCAUUGUUUUGGUACUUUUUAGGACCAAGUUACGAAAGUACAAUUCUAGUUAACUUUUUAAUUGUAGGCAAUAACUUGAGUUGUAAGAGUUUAUCACAUAGUGUUGUUGAAACUUCCAAAUCAUUUUUAAACGUUGUAUCACAAUUGAAAGUUAUGCCACUACUUCAUUGUUUGUUCUUAUUUUAUGGUUUAAAAUAGUAUUGCUUAUAAAUUUUAUGUAUUUGCAACGGAAGAUACAAUAAAUGGCAAACGACCUGUUCUUUUAUCUGCAGCUUUGUUAAAUUAUAUGCAUGUACAAAUAAAGCCCUUAUUUCUU
Tribolium castaneum (red flour beetle) is the source of this 2657-nucleotide messenger RNA. RefSeq lists its product as uncharacterized. The coding region runs from base 176 to 2236 and encodes 686 amino acids. Gene Ontology annotation, molecular function: transcription corepressor activity. The record is from RefSeq and is a predicted model, not a curated record. NCBI's taxonomy places the organism in Eukaryota, Metazoa, Arthropoda, Insecta, Coleoptera, Tenebrionidae. Gene Ontology annotation, cellular component: nucleus. The transcript has 11 exons. Gene Ontology annotation, biological process: regulation of signal transduction; regulation of transcription elongation by RNA polymerase II.